Molecule: messenger RNA, 1363 nt
Organism: Moneuplotes crassus
Lineage: Eukaryota; Ciliophora; Spirotrichea; Euplotida; Euplotidae
Source: the annotation of a GenBank genome assembly
AUGGGAAAUUACACUUCUGAAACUCAAAAAGACCGAAUUAUUGCUGAUAUCGACUCUUCAGAAAUCCCCAAAGAAGAAAUCCAAGAGGCAAAAUUCUAUAAAGGACAAAUAAUGGAUAUCGUCAAUGAGAUUUUAGAGAAAACUACCCAAAGAGAGAUGAGUGAUUAUGCUUUUCUGAACUGAACAAGUGCAAUAGAUUUUGAAUUCAGAUACCUUAUUCAGAUCACUACGAGGCAGAAUACCAAAGAGGAGAGCUGACGAAUUAUCUGGACCACCCUUGAGCAGAAAUUUGUAGAUCCUGAGGGAAACAGUCUCUUUCCAAUGUAUUAUUUCUUUAAUACUCCUGUUGUCAAGAAUAAUAUGAUCAACCUGGCUAUUAGGAACCGAUUUUCCUGAGGUAUACUAGCUAUGAUUAAUGAAUACCCUGAAGAAAUGAGAGAAUUGGCUAAUGAAAAUAAUGGAUGGUCAAUGCUGCAUGAUCUAGCCUCCAUCCACUCAAGUUUCUCCACAGAAGAGGAAAAGCUUGCAAUGUGGCUGAUCAAAAAUACCCACACUUUUCUAAAAAACCAUACUAACAGAACAUUCCUUGAAACAGCAAUCUGCCAUAUGUCUCCCAACUUUGACUACCUCUCUAAGCUAGUAAUCCAACGCAAUAUUAACCUGAUCACAAUAAAAGUUCUUAAAUCUACAACUCUUCGCGAAAAUCUCUUCUCAAAAAUCUUAAAAUACUGAGCGCACAAAAACCUUAUAAGCAGGCACUACUACAAAAUAGCUAAAGAGAGAAGAAUGAAGGACCUGAGCAUGAACUGGGUGCCCCAGUUUAGAUACACAGAAGAGUUACUUAAGGCAAAUGUUCAGUGGGAGUUUGAAGUUUUAACAAAGUUAAGAAAUAAUGGAAAUGUUGGAAAAUAAGUCUAAAUAAGAAAACAAACCAAUUAGGAGUUAUAUGAGGAGUAAUUGAAAGAAGUUUAAAAUUGGUAUGACUUUUGGAAAUUUUAAGGUUUAAGUAUAUAUGAGAGAAAUGUGAGAUAAGAGUUCAAUCUAAUAGUGAGUAUAAACUUAUUUCGAACCUCAUUAAAGUAUCUGAUCAUUUACACAGGAAUUUUAAUCCAACUCUUAUAAACUACAAAACAAUACUAACCACUAUACAACAUCUCUAUACAACUUCACCCCGAAUCACCUUCACUAAAUUUCCUUACACAGCACCUAAUUCACUUUCCCAAUCAGACUUCCCCUCAAUCCCGUUCUAAACUCCCCUUCCCUCCAAAAAGCCUCUCUACUCUCCUACUUCCUCCAUUAAACCCCCUUUAAGCCUCCCAACCCACUCAACUCUAAAAAUCUCUUCUAAAAUCCUUCAAUCUUC